AUGGCAAAUCAAUAUUUGAUGGCCAAUCCAAGGCAGUGCGUCAACGGCAAGGCCUUGUUCCCACCCUGGUUUCAUACCGGCGCCACAAUUUGUGGUGUUGAUAGUGCGUUUUAUACUAUACGAAUGUCGUGUAAUCUUGAAGUAGAUGUCAAUGGCCACCAUACCUUCUUCGUGACAGAGAAAGUUGUUGCGUCUUUCUCUGGUAGAUUUAGAAAGUUAUUUGGAAAAUCGACAGGCAGGACAAGAGGCCUCAAAGUUAUAUUCCAUGAAUUCCCCGGUGGAGCUGAGGGUUUCGAACUCAUUGUUAGAUUCUGCUACAAUGGAGGCAGAAUUGACAUAACUCCUUACAAUGUAUUGUUACUACAUUCUGCUGCCAAGUUCAUAGAAAUUAAUGAUUUGACAGACCAAACAGAAGUAUUUCUUGAAAGUAUCCAUCACUGGACCUGGUUAGAGCUAAUUGAGUGCUUAAAACAGUUUCAAGAAUUAGUAGUACCUUUAGAGAACCAGUCGUGUAUGCUGCAAAAAGUCUUGGAUUGUUUCAUUGGAAGGAUUUCUCCCCCUCGUGUUUCGAGCCCUUGUGCUUCUUCAUCUUCUUCGUCCUCAGAGAGCUCAAGUGUUCAAGUUUCUGGUGAAAUAAGUAUUUAUAGCAGCAGAUUUAGCAGUUCUCUAUUGGCUGUUUGGUAUCGGGAUCUUGAAUUCUUGAGCUUGGACUUGUUUGAGAAAGUAGCAAAGACUAUGAUCUUGCAGAAACUCGAUCAUGAGACAAUAUGUUCUUUCCUUAAUUACUAUCGGAGGAUGAAACUUAGGAGUCUUUCAUCAUCGGAGAAGCGUAAAUUUAUUGAGAUUGUGAUCAAUUUGAUGUGUUCACUAGAUGGAAGCUUCAUUUCUUUCAGAAGUCUAUGUCACAUGCUUCAAGUUUCCUUUACCUUAAAACUCACAAAAAGUUCCAUGAAGAAAUUAGAAUGUCUGAUUGGUUCUAGGUUGGAUGAAGCUACAUUGGAUGGCUUACUUGUCCCAUCUCGACCCAAAAAGAGCCUUGCAUACGACGUCAAUUUAGUCCUCAGAUUCUUGAAAAUAUUUUUCGAAGAAAGCAGGAAACAUUUAGCCGUAAGUCCUUUGAAGAAAGUUGCUCGUUUGACAGAUUUGUACAUCGCACAAGUUGCUCCUGAUCCUCAUCUUAAACCUUCCAAGUUUCGUGCAUUAGUCUUCGCCCUGCCUGAUUUCGUGAGAGACUCUCAUGACAGAAUUUAUGAAGCAAUGGACAUGUAUUUUCUGGCUCACAACUAUGUAUGUGAAGAAGAGAGAAUAAAAAUCUGUUGCGUGCUGAAUUGCGACAAGUUAUCUCUGAAUUCUCUGAUACAUUUAUCCCAUAAUGCAAAUUUUCCAGCAAAGGGGAAGGAAUGUAGGAAAAAGCAGAAAAAAGCAGCAAAUGCUAAGAAAUUUGAUGUAAACUGGCCAAACAAAGACAGAUCAUUGCCUAGACUUUGUUCAUGA
Messenger RNA from Fraxinus pennsylvanica, 1494 nucleotides. NCBI's taxonomy places the organism in Eukaryota, Viridiplantae, Streptophyta, Magnoliopsida, Lamiales, Oleaceae. The record is from the annotation of a GenBank genome assembly.